Molecule: messenger RNA, 7197 nt
Organism: Lepus europaeus (European hare)
Lineage: Eukaryota; Metazoa; Chordata; Mammalia; Lagomorpha; Leporidae
Gene: PHF3
Product: PHD finger protein 3
Exons: 16
Coding region: 325-6447 (2040 amino acids)
Biological process (GO): DNA-templated transcription
Cellular component (GO): nucleus
Source: RefSeq, a predicted model, not a curated record
CCGUCGCACAGUCCCUACGAGGCAAGCGACCUUCGAGCGCAGGGCGGCGGCGGCUGCAACGAGGACUAGGCGGGCAGCGCGGAAGGCAGGAUUAGCGUCGUCCGCAGCCGCCGUUCGGUCUUGAGAGGAAAAGAGGCUGUGGCAGCGACGCCGACGUCCUGCGCGUACCCCCUCUCCGCGGCACCCAUCGGGCCCCCUCCUCCUCCUCCUCCUCCUCCUCCUCCUCGGCGGCAGCGGCGGCGGCGGCGGCCACCAUCUUCCUCUUGCUGCCAGUGGUAGCGCUCGUCUGGCGGAGCUGGGGCUGAAAGACACACAGAAGUCUUCAUGGAUAUAGUUGAUACAUUUAAUCAUUUAAUUCCUACUGAACACUUAGAUGAUGCCCUAUUUCUAGGAUCCAACCUGGAGAAUGAAGUCUGUGAGGAUUUUAGUACAAGUCAAAAUGUCUUAGAGGACUCGCUGAAGAACAUGCUCAGCGAUAAGGAUCCUAUGCUAGGAUCUGCAAGUAACCAGUUCUGUUUGCCUGUUUUGGAUAGCAAUGAUCCCAAUUUCCAGAUGCCUUGUUCAACAGUUGUUGGUCUUGACGAUAUUAUGGAUGAAGGAGUUGUUAAAGAAAGUGGCAAUGAUACCAUUGAUGAAGAAGAACUGAUUUUACCUAACAGGAAUUUGAGGGACAAAGUAGAAGAAAAUUCAGUGAGAUCGCCAAGAAAGUCACCUCGUUUAAUGGCACAAGAACAAGUAAGAAGCUUGCGACAAAGCACUAUUGCCAAGCGUUCAAGUACAGCACCUUUAACUAGCUCAAAAAAAGCAUCCGGGAAGACUGUGCUUGCCUCUAAAGCAGGGGUGAAACAAUCAGAAAGGUGUCAGAUUAAAGAGGAAGUUUGUACAUCGCUGAAACCUGAGUACCAUAAGGAAAACAGAAGGAGCAACCGAAAUAUUGGACAAGUUGAAGUAGUACCAGAAGUAUCAGUGUCUUCAAGUCAUUCUUCAGUGUCAUCUUGUCUUGAAAUGAAGGAUGAAGCUGGAUUAGAUUCUAAGCAUAAGUGCAAUAAUCAGGGAGAAACAAAUGUGCCAUCUCAUGAACUAAAUUGUCCACUACUUUCAGAGACCAGUGUGAAUAUUGAAGAACAGAAAAGUGAAGAUGUGUUGGAAAGUAAAGACAAGACUGUUAAUAGCACAUUGUUUAAGUUUUCUGAUAAAGAAGAACAUGACCACAAUGAUUCCAUUUCAGAUAACAUAGAUGACACUGUUGUUGAAGAAAUGAGGACAACAGGAGAAAUUGAACAAGAAUCAAAGGAGACAGUAAAAUUGUCUCAUGAAGAUCACCAAACUGUUGAGGAACCUACAUCUUCUGAAAUUUCUAGUGAUGUUACUUGUGCAAAUCCAAAUGAAACAGAAAAGAAUCUUGUAGCUUUGUCUAGUUCGGUGAAUGAAGUGACUGGAUAUAAUUUGGAGUUGCAUAAUACCUUGGAUGUUGCUGAUAAAUCUGCAGACUCACUAGAAAGAAAGAAAAUGGAACCAUUGGGUUAUUGUGAAGAUACAGAGUCCAAGCCAUUGCAGAACACUGACUUUAAUAAAUCAGAUUUAGAGAUGGUUGAUACUGGUGCUUUUGAAUCAGAAAGGAAUAUUUUAGAAAAUACCAUUUGUAAUACACCUGACCAGAAUUCAAAAGAGUUAAAUAUUACUGAAUGUGUAAGAGCAGAGUCCCAAGAAACAACAAAUAUUCAGGAUGAUAAAAACAGUCAAUCAGGUAGUAUUUCUUGCUUAGAGGCAAAAAACGUAAAAUCCAAACAUACAAAACCCGUAAUUCAUUCUAAGCAAAAUAUGACCUCAGAUACUCCUAAGAAAAUUGGUGCAGCAAAGCAUGAAGUCAUGCAUAACAAAACUAAAAUUAAUGUUAAAAGUGUGAAACGAAGUGCUGAUGAACUGGAAUUGCAGCCAAAUUUUCAUAGGCCAGUAAAAGUGAGGAAAAAAAUUGAAAAGGAUUCAAAGAUUCAGAGUUGUAAUUCUGGGAUUAAGUCUGUGAAAAACCAAGCUCAUUCUGUGUUGAAAAAAACAUCACAGGAUCAAAAUUUAGUACCAGUUUCUAAACCCUUAACUCAUUCUUUGAGUGAUAAGCUUCAUGGUCACCCUAGUUGCUCUAAAGAACCUAAUCAUCCUGCACAAACUGGACAUUUAUUACAUUCCAGCCAGAAACAGUGCCAUAAGCCUCAGCAGCAGCCCCCAGGGAUAAGAACCAAUAGUCAAGUAAAGGAAGAGCCUGAACAUCCAGGCAUUGAGCAUUGUAAGGAGGAGGAUAAACUGAAACUGAAAAGGCCUGAGAAGAACCUACAACCCCGCCAAAGAAGAAGCAGUAAAAGUUUUUCUUUGGAUGAACCUCCGUUGUUCAUUCCGGACAACAUAGCUACUGUAAAAAGAGAAGGCUCAGAACAUAGCUCCUCAUUUGAAAGCAAAUAUAUGUGGACUCCCAGCAAGCAGUGUGGGUUUUGCAAAAAACCGCAUGGCAACAGGUUUAUGGUUGGCUGUGGGAGAUGUGAUGACUGGUUUCAUGGUGAUUGUGUUGGGUUAAGUCUGACUCAAGCACAACAAAUGGGAGAGGAAGACAAAGAAUAUGUGUGUGUAAAAUGUUGUGCUGAAGAAGAUAAAAAGACUGAAAUACUAGAUCCAGAUGUCUUGGAAACCCAGACUACGGUUGAAGUCCAUAGUGAAGAUAGAACAAUGGAAUGUGAAAAACUUGGGUUAUCAAAGCACACAACAACAAAUGACAAAAGCAAAUGUAUAGAUGAUACAGUGAAGCACAAGGUCAAAAUUUUAAAACGGGAAUCUGGUGAAGGCAAAAAUUCAUCAGAUUGUCGAGAUAAUGAAAUAAAAAAGUGGCAGCUAACUCCCCUUCGAAAGAUGGGACAACCAGUUUUGCCUCGAAGAUCCUCAGAAGAAAAAAGUGAAAAAAUACCAAAAGAGUCUACCACUGUUAUAUGCACAGGAGAAAAAACUUCAAAACCAGGUACUCAUGAGAAGCAAGAGAUAAAGAAGAAGAAAGUGGAAAAAGGAGUGGCUAAUGUGCAUCCCCCCGCUGCUACUACUUCCAAGCCUUCUGCGGAUCAGAUCAGACAAAGUGUCAGACAUUCUCUCAAAGACAUUCUUAUGAAAAGACUUACAGACUCAAAUUUGAAGGUGCCAGAGGAAAAGGCAGCUAAAGUUGCUACAAAAAUUGAAAAAGAGCUUUUCUCUUUCUUUCGGGACACAGAUGCUAAAUAUAAGAACAAAUACAGAAGUUUGAUGUUCAAUCUGAAAGAUCCUAAAAACAAUAUAUUAUUUAAAAAAGUACUGAAAGGAGAGGUAACCCCUGAUCAUCUUAUAAGAAUGAAUCCAGAAGAAUUAGCUUCUAAAGAGUUAGCUGCUUGGCGACGAAGAGAAAACAGACAUACCAUAGAGAUGAUUGAAAAAGAGCAGAGAGAAGUAGAAAGACGACCAAUUACAAAAAUAACUCAUAAAGGAGAAAUAGAAAUUGAGAGUGAUGCUCCAAUGAAAGAACAGGAAGCAGCCAUGGAGAUUCAGGAACCUGCAGCCAACAAGGCAUUGGAGAAGCCAGAAGGAUCUGAAAAACACAAGGAGGAUAUUGACUCUAUGUCUAAAGAUACCACUAGUCAACACAGACAGCAUCUUUUUGAUCUUAACUGCAAAAUUUGCAUAGGUCGAAUGGCACCUCCUAUAGAUGAUCUUUCUCCAAAAAAAGUGAAAGUGGUUGUUGGAGUAGCUCGUAAACAUUCAGACAAUGAAGCAGAAAGUAUAGCAGAUGCAUUGUCUUCAACUUCAAAUAUUUUGGCAUCUGAAUUCUUUGAAGAGGAAAAACAGGAAUCUCCGAAGUCAACAUUCUCUCCUGCUCCACGUCCAGAGAUGCCUGGGACUGUUGAAGUUGAGUCCACCUUCUUGGCUCGAUUGAACUUCAUCUGGAAAGGUUUUAUCAACAUGCCUUCUGUGGCAAAAUUUGUUACCAAAGCCUACCCAGUGUCUGGCUCCCCUGAAUACUUGACAGAGGAUCUACCAGAUAGUAUUCAAGUAGGUGGCAGGAUAUCACCUCAAACAGUUUGGGAUUAUGUGGAAAAAAUAAAAGCAUCAGGAACAAAGGAAAUUUGUGUGGUUCGAUUCACACCAGUAACGGAAGAAGAUCAGAUUUCUUAUACUUUACUUUUUGCAUACUUCAGUAGCAGAAAGCGCUAUGGAGUAGCUGCCAACAAUAUGAAGCAGGUUAAAGACAUGUACCUUAUUCCUUUGGGUGCUACAGAUAAAAUUCCACACCCUCUUGUGCCUUUUGAUGGACCAGGGCUUGAACUGCAUAGACCUAAUCUAUUGUUGGGCUUAAUUAUUCGUCAGAAACUGAAGAGGCAGCAUAGCGCUAGUGCUAGUACUACUAGUCAUACAGCUGAGACUCCUGAAAGUGUCCCAGUAGCAUUGCCACCUGAUAAAAAAAGUAAAAUAGAAGUUUCUACUGAGGAAACACCAGAGGAGGAAAAUGACUUUUUUAAUUCUUUUACAACUAUAUUACACAAACAGAGAAAUAAGCCUCAACAGACUCUUCAGGAAGACCUUCCAGCAACAAUUGAACCUUUAAUGGAAGUUGCCAAGCAGGAGCCGCCAAAACCUUUAAGAUUCCUUCCUGGGGUUUUGAUUGGCUGGGAAAAUCAACCUUCUACUCUGGAAUUAGCAAAUAAACCUCUUCCUGUGGAUGAUAUACUUCAAAGCCUUUUGGGUACCACUGGUCAAGUGUACGAGCAGACUCAGUCAGGGGUAGAGCAAAACACUCUGAAGGAAAUUCCAUUUAUAAAUGAGCAAACUAAUCCAAAAGCAGAGAAAAUAGAUAAAAUAGAAGUAACUGAUAGUGAAGCCAAGGAAGUAAAAGUUAAAGGAGAUAAUGUUUCAGAACCCACAGGUAAUUCAGUAGUAAUAGGGGAAGAAACAUCGGUAGUAGGGUCCUCUUCCAUUUCUCCAGGGCCUUUGACAAGUCUUAGUCUUAGAGGUAAACCACCAGAUGUUUCCACAGAAGCAUUCUUAACAAAUUUAUCAAUUCAGUCUAAACAGGAGGAAACACUGGAGAGUAAAGAGAGAACAUUAAAAAGACAGCUGCCCCAAGAUCAAGAGAACACUUCACAAGAUAAUCGGACUUCAAAUACUAAUUCUCCAUGUAGAUCUAAUGUAGGGAAAGGAAACAUAGAUGGUAAUGUGAGUUGCAGUGAAAACCUUGCUGCUAAUGCAACAAGGUCCCCACAGUUUAUCAACCUGAAAAGGGAUCCUAGGCAAGCAGCAGGACGAAACCAGCAGGUAACUGCUUCAGAAAGCAAAGAUGGGGAUAGUUGCCGGAAUGGAGAAAAAAGCACCCUGCCUGCUCUGUCACACAACAAGGAGCAUUUAACAGAGCAAAACAAUGUAGAAGAAAAACUGUCUUCUGCAGAGAAAAAUGCAUGUGUUCAGCAGAGUGAUGACUCAAAGGUUGAACAAAACUCAACUUCUGCAGAAAACGUACACACUUCCCAAACUGAACAGACAAAACCCUUACAAGAGGAUAUUUUAAUGCAAAAUAUUGAAACUGUGCACCCAUUUCGAAGAGGACCAGCUGCAGCAACAUCUCAUUUUGAAGUUGGAAACACGGGUCCACCAGAAUUUCCUCCUAAAAGUAUCAACUUUGCUUCCAGAAGCACCAGCCCCAGAACAAGUGCAAACUUCUCACCCAUGAGACCACAGCAGCCCAACCUUCAGCAUCUCAAGUCUAGCCCCCCUGGAUUUCCAUUUCCGGGGCCUCCUAAUUUUCCCCCACAAAACAUGUUUGGAUUUCCACCACAUUUGCCGCCUCCGUUACUUCCCCCUCCAGGCUUUGGCUUUUCUCAAAAUCCCAUGGUUCCUUGGCCACCUGUUCAUCUCCCAGGCCAACCACAACGAAUGAUGGGUCCCCUUUCACAAGCAUCAAGGUAUAUGAGCCCACAAAAUUUUUACCAAGUUAAAGACAUUCGGAGACCAGAAAGGCGGCAUAGUGACCCUUGGGGUAGGCAAGACCAACAGCAAAUGGAUAGGCCAUUUAAUAGGGGCAAAGGGGACCGCCAGAGAUUCUACAGUGAUUCACACCACUUGAAAAGAGAGCGACAUGAAAAGGAAUGGGAGCAAGAGUCUGAAAGGCACAGACGCAGAGACAGAAGCCAAGACAAGGACAGAGACAGAAAAAGGGAGGAAGGGCACAAAGAUAAAGACAGGGCCCGGCUGUCACAUGGUGAUCGAGGGGCUGAUGGAAAAGCAAGCAGAGAUGUCAGGAAUGUAGACAAGAAACCAGAAAAACCUAAAAAUGAUGACCAUGACAAGGACAAAGAACGAGAGAAAAGUAAACAUAGUUCUGGAGAAAAGGACAGAGACAGAUAUUACAAAGAUAGGGACCACACAGACAGAGCUAAAAGCAAAAGGUAAAAUUUGCAGGCUGCUUCAGGAUUACAUUUAAAUAACUUAAAUGUUGUAUCUUAAAAACUAUAUGAGAUUGCCUGCCCGGAUUGUGCCAUCUUUUACAUUUUUACUAUUGGUGGUUUGCAGAACAAUAAAUCCUGUGUUGGUGCAGAGUGCUCUGUACCAGUGCUCAUCAUCCUUCAUACCAACUGUACCUAGUUAUAGGAAUUUAAUAUUUUUUAAAGUUUUACAUUGCUGUAUAUUCAAAGAUUUGUUUUAUUAAUAUGCAAUAAAGGCUUAGAAAUUUUAGUUUUAUUCCUUAAUUGGUAAAUAUGGUUAACUAUGGAAUAUAUUUACUGCCUCUAGUGAAUGUCCUUUAUAUAAUGACUAAUUUGAGAGUAAUGUGUGCUCUGUACUUUUGUUUGAAAUUGCACUGUUUUUAAAGAAACUGUAGAGGAGCAACAAAAAGCCAAGUGACUUCAUAAUCAGAUGAUACUAAUCACUAGUUGAACAGUUUUUGACCAAGAAUCAGAAGCCCAAGGAUUAUAUUUCUUGCUUUAUCUGCACUCAAGGAAGGCAUUUAUUACCAUAUACUACAGCUUUUGUGGUAGGCCAUUAUUUUCUUUUUCAUUUUUGGCUUUUCAGAAACUUGAAUACUUAAGCUUGUACAUGGUCUUGUGUUUUGCUAUCCUUUUUACUGUAAAAUGUAAAUAUUUUAAGGGAUAUUUUGAUUCUAAAUAUGAUAAAAGAAUUUCUCACCUAUUUUGUGUGUGUGGU